Molecule: messenger RNA, 700 nt
Organism: Oppia nitens
Lineage: Eukaryota; Metazoa; Arthropoda; Arachnida; Sarcoptiformes; Oppiidae
Gene: snRNP-U1-C
Product: U1 small nuclear ribonucleoprotein C-like
Exons: 4
Coding region: 98-568 (156 amino acids)
Biological process (GO): mRNA splicing, via spliceosome; mRNA 5'-splice site recognition; spliceosomal snRNP assembly
Cellular component (GO): nucleus; U1 snRNP
Molecular function (GO): pre-mRNA 5'-splice site binding; zinc ion binding
Source: RefSeq, a predicted model, not a curated record
GUUUACAAAUAGUGUUUGUGUUUGACAUCACAUGAAUUGAAAAUUAAUGUUUUAAUUAUAAAUUCAAUGAAUAUAUGAUUGAAUUAUCACUAAAAUAAUGCCAAAAUAUUAUUGCGAUUAUUGCGAUACGUUUCUCACACACGACUCGCCGUCGGUUCGUAAGACACACUGUAAUGGACGCAAACAUAAGGAAAAUGUAAAGUUUUAUUAUCAAAAAUGGAUGGAGGACCAAGCUCAAUCAUUAAUUGAUGCAACCACGGCUGCAUUUAAGGCAAGUAAAGCACUUUCGGGUGCUUUUGGAGCCAAACCGGGGGCAAUAUUGCCACCCCCGCCACCAUUACCUCCCGGCGCAAGAUUCUCAGUGGGCGCCGGCGGUCGACUACCUAUCCUUCCGAACGUUCCGCCGCCUCCUCUGCCACCCGGAGCUGCAAUGAUGUUACCGCCGCCGUUAAUGCCAGGUAUGAGACCACCAACUGGACCGCCGCCUCCUUUCGCACCUCCGCCACCGUUGGCUUCUUUGCCAAAUAUACCGGCGGCACAACCACCGCGACCACCAACCUCUGCAUAACUUAUUUCAUUAAUUGACUUAAAUCUAAAUAAAUUUCAUAUCCAAUACAUUUUUGGUUUAUUUGAUUUAUCAACAAUUUUAGUUCAUUACAUUUGGUUAUUGUAUAAAUAAUUAAUUAAAAAGUGAUAAAUA